GUAUCGCCGGAAAGCUCCUUUUCUUGUCUAUAACGACAAGGUAAAUUUGUCAACCAAUGAAAAUAUUCCAUUUAAUUUCGAAUGUUCAAAUGAAACACACUUUUUAAAGAGUUUGACCUACAUAUACCAAAUUUUCCUACUCGGCCUUACCCCGGAAGCAAGGUAAAAUUCUAUUGGCUGGCGGACUCGGCAUUAUCAGUGUUAAAAUUUUCGAUUCGCUAGCUAGUUUAUCGCUUCCGGCGUGCCUAGUGAUGCACUCAUUCUUGUUGUGGAUAUUCAAUCAGCUGUUUACAAACUUUUUAGACAAAUCUCAUCGUAUCAAAUGUUUUUGUCGGUUUAAUAAUGUUUAAACUGUUUAGAAGUAUCGUGAUUUUAUACCAGCCACCAUUCUUUGUUGAUUCACUGCUACUAGAUUUAGUCUACACAAGCCUACGAGAAGAGUAAGCAGUGUUUUACGUGUGUGUGUAGUAAGUUAUUACACAGCAAGAAAUACACUAUCACCCUGUGAUCGAACCCAAAAAAGACUUAUCAGAUAGAACGAUUUUGGUAAUAACUUAAGUAAUCCCCGGGUGAAGUUGGCCUAAACAUGUUACAAGUGUCCUAAUGCCUAACAAGGAUAACAGAGUACACAACAAACUAGGCUCAUGUGUUUUACAGUCUACAGCUGAUUAUGACAACUACAGCCUUAAUUUUGUUUACAAGGAAUAGAUGCACGGACAUCAAGCAGCCUACAGUGUGUGUUGAAAACCCUGCAAGUUGUCCUGGUUCAAGUGCUUACAGUCAGUGGCAUGAUCUAAGGACUUUUAAGUAGCUCAAUUGGCCAGUUGAGCCCACUCAUGUUGUGGAAUGAAGCCAUUUUUCUUCGAGGUGGCACAAAUAUGCAAUUUAUCAACAGAGAGGCCCUGGUCAUUCUCUGUGUAAACUAUGCAUUCUUCUCUGUGAUCGUGCUGUCGUUUGUGCUUGUCAUUAUGCUCAUGACUAACACCUCACAAACUCAACACGACCUCAUGACAUCUCUCUCCAUGAUGGCCUUCAGUUUUAUUUUCAUUGACUUGGUUAUUGCCAAUUUUUUAGUGGAGUCUAUUCGGCUACAGACAGAGAUUAAAUCUAUUUAUCAAAUCUGAGCAAAUGAUUGGAGGGUAAAGAGUAAAAAAACCAAUGAUAAUGGCAGUGGUGAAAGGAAAACAGCUAGAGAGUCUGAUAGCUUCACAGGUCUUGUCAUCAGAGGCAGGUGUCAUGGCCAUUAACUCUGAAACAUCGUAUAGAUUGGACUUUGAUGACUCAGCAUCCACGCCUCUAAGUCCCAGUUCCAGCUUCUCUGUGUCGUCCAUAGGGAACAUAGAGCAGAGCUUUAUUGACGCCCUCAUGCUGUGCCAGUGGGACAACAUCCUGGGCCCACGGCUGGAGCACGUCUGGUAUGUGACAGGUCGGCCGCAGCCACACACAAACAUUCUGCGCUGUGUGACUCGCCAGGUCCUUUCAGGCGAGAUUAACAGAGAUCUACAAUCUAGUCAGGUAGACUUUAAAUUCUGUGACAUUCCAGGGUUGGGUGUGAUUAUCCCAGCCUUUAUUUUCUCUGCCCAGAGCAGCACUGGCUUAUCCUUGCAGUCGCUAGCUUUGGUUAUACCAAACUCUGAGCUGACACUCUACCUGCAUCAGGUAGAUCUCAUUCAUGCAUGGUUCAACAGAAUUGUUGUCAAGUUAAGAGUUUUGUCUACCAAGAAAGAUUUUGGCACCUCUGGACUGGCUGACCUCUCGUGCUGGCUCUGGUCAUGUAUGGACAUGCUGUCAUCUCUACAGGAGGUCGGGCUACCCCCAAAGAUUGAGCUGAGCUACACAGCCUUCCACCCCAACCAUGCCCAGGAGCUGGAGUUCCUGCGUAAAGUUGUGUCCUCGCACCUGAUGACCUACGGACGCACCGUUGUGAUUGGUGUGCGUGCUGACAAAGUGAAUGUGCUGGUCUACACACUGGGCUUGUUUUGUUGGGACAGUGAGCGGCUGUGCUCUAGGGCCGCCCUCAGCGGGAGGAACUGGCCUUACUUUCAGGAUCUCUGCGUGCAGGGUUGUAUAAAGAGUUCUGAUGGGUCGUCCAGCAUCUGUAGCAGGGAUGUGCUGUGUAGCAGGUACCCCAGCACCCUGGUGGACGUUGACCUCCAGACUGUCACCCAGUCCAGCCUGGCCGUGGACCACAGAAAGCUCAGCCACCAGGCUCUCACUGAGGAGCUAAAGGAGCUGUACCAGGGACAGGAGGGCUAUCAUAAAGGGCCUGAGGGAGCCUUCCCAGCAGUUACUGUUCAGGAGAGUCUUGUACGAGAUCUAAUUGACGAGAUCCACAAGCUCCCCCCAGAAAAUGGUGUCAGGGAGGCCUAUAUAGGCCACUUUAUGCACACACUGCAGCGUAGGGCCUUCUCCCUCAUCAAGUAUUUAGAGGGAGAAUGGCACCCAACUGGCGCCACUAACAGACCUAGCACCAAGCGAAUGAGGCAGGACCUGGGUCUACAGCUGGAAGGAGAUUUCCGUAUCGUCAUGGCAACAGCGGACAAGAUGAAGCCUGGUCUAUACCAGUAUGUGCUAAGUGACAGACGGUAUGACAGCGAGUAUCUGCCCAACAUGGCUGAUGUAUUUUAGUGUGACAGCGAGUAUCUGCCCAACAUGGCUGAUGUAUUUUAGUGUGACAGGCGGUAUCUGCCCAACAUGGCUGAUGUUUUGUAGUGUGACAGCGAGUAUCUGCCCAACAUGGCUGAUGUAUUUUAGUGUGACAGCGAGUAUAUGCCCAACAUGGCUGAUGUAUUAUUUAACUACCUAGCCCCACUACACCUACACCUGGGCCCCACUACACCUACACCUGGGCCCCACUACACCUGGGCCCCACUACACCUACACCUGGGCCCCACUACACCUACACCUGGGCCCCACUACACCUGGGCCCCACUACACCUACACCUGGGCCCCACUACACCUACACCUGGGCCCCACUACACCUGGGCCCCACUACACCUACACCUGGGCCCCACUGGGCCCCACUACACCUACACCUGGCCCCACUACACCUACACCUGGGCCCCACUACACCUACACCUGGGCCCCACUACACCUACACCUGGGCCCCACUACACCUGGGCCCCACUACACCUACACCUGGGCCCCACUGGGCCCCACUACACCUACACCUGGCCCCACUACACCUACACCUGGGCCCCACUACACCUGGGCCCCACUACACCUGGGCCCCACUACACCUACACCUGGGCCCCACUACACCUACACCUGGGCCCCACUACACGUGGGCCCCACUACAGCUGAUGAGCUGAAAACAUUAUGUAACUAUUUCAAAACAUCCAUGCAUUUGUUUUUUUUGUUGAUUAUCUAUGAUGGCUGUGUCAUUAAGUAAAUGUUCUGUCACUUCCAUUGGUGAGUUGACAUUCAUGUGGUUAUUCAAAGGUGAUGGUCACUUGACCUUUGGCUGCAUGUAGCUAGGCAGCCAGUAGAUAGGUGGUUGUGUUAGCACAACAGUUGACGGCUUGUUGUCUUGUAUCUCACCCAAACAUGAUGAAUCCCAGAUUUAUACUCAGGACUAAAUGUUUACAAGCCCUCACAGUUGAUGGUGUCUUGAUGACCUAAUGACUGGCUGACCUAAUGACUGGCUGACCCAAUGACUGGCUGACCUAAUGACUGGCUGACCUAAUGACUGGCUGACCUAAUGACUGGCUGACCUAAUGACUGGCUGACCUAAUGACUGGCUGAGCUAAUGACUGGCUGACCUAAUGAUUGAAUUGUGCGGUCUAACCUUGUGUCAUGUGUUAUGUCUUUAUUUAUUGAUGCUGUUACCAGUUUUUUAUUUAUAGACUAUCAGAAUGUAAAGAUUAAUAAUUAAUGCACAGAAAUAAAAUGUUCUUUUUCUCUUU
This is a messenger RNA of Physella acuta, 3905 nucleotides long. Its product is annotated as guanine nucleotide exchange factor C9orf72. Gene Ontology annotation, cellular component: endosome; autophagosome. Gene Ontology annotation, biological process: autophagy; endocytosis. Lineage: Eukaryota; Metazoa; Mollusca; Gastropoda; Physidae. The record is from RefSeq and is a predicted model, not a curated record. Gene Ontology annotation, molecular function: guanyl-nucleotide exchange factor activity.